Molecule: messenger RNA, 3690 nt
Organism: Osmerus eperlanus (European smelt)
Lineage: Eukaryota; Metazoa; Chordata; Actinopteri; Osmeriformes; Osmeridae
Product: G-protein coupled receptor 61-like
Exons: 2
Coding region: 672-2072 (466 amino acids)
Biological process (GO): G protein-coupled receptor signaling pathway
Cellular component (GO): plasma membrane; signaling receptor complex; endosome
Molecular function (GO): G protein-coupled receptor activity
Source: RefSeq, a predicted model, not a curated record
GAGUGAGUGAGCCUAUGUGAGUGUAUAGUGUGGUGUGAGUGUGUGUGUGUGCAAGCGUUUGCAUCAGCAAAAAGAGGGGGGACACCGUUCACUCCUUCUCGUUACUCUCUCUCUCUCUCUCUCUCUCUCUCUCUCUCUCUCUCUCUCUCUCUCUCUCUCUCUCUCUCUCUCUCUCUCUCUCUCUCUCUCUCUCUCUCUCUCUCUCUCUCUCUCUCUCUCUCUCUCUCUCUCUCUAUCUCCCCCUCUGUCAUCUCUAAAUCUCUGGUUGUCAGAGCUACAGAGGAGAGGACGAGGGACUAGGACACACACACAGAAGGAUGAGGAGAGAAGCAGGCUAAUGGAGAGGGGAGUGCCUCAGUCAGACCCGUACACACAGCAAACCUUGCUGACUGAUGUCUACCAUGGAUCCCGGCACUGAGAGCUAACCAGGCUCACAGCUUCAAAGACCAGGGUAGCAGAUGAGAGCAUCAGCACCCACUGGCUGAUCCAGGGUGACUGCUGCCUGACCAGGGUGACUUCAAGGUAUCGUUGCCCAGGCAACAAAUCAUCCCUCCUACCCCCCAACCCCCAACCCAGACCAAACAUCUGGUUCCUGCCCGCACCCCCUGGCUGUGAAGGAUGGGUGAUGGGCCUGUGACUGACCCCGCCUGCCUGCCUCGUCCCGCCCUCCCAUGGAGCCAAUGUGGAACUCCUCCCACCCUUCCGCGCAGGCCAAUAGCUCAGCCUUGUGGUACCCUGAGGGCGGGGCUCUUUCCCAGUGGCUGGCCCUGCUAGCCAUGCUGCUCAUGGCUCUGCUGGCGGUGGUGGGCAACCUGGCUGUCAUGGCCGUCAUCGCCAAGGCCCCGCAGCUGAGGAAGUUUGCUUUUGUGUUUCAUCUGUGUCUAGUGGACCUGCUGGCAGCCCUGGUGCUCAUGCCCUUGGGCAUGCUCUCAGGCCAUGCAUUCUUUGGGGAGGCGCUGUGUCGGAGCUACCUUUUUCUGAGUGUGUGUCUGGUCAGCGCCGCCAUCCUCUCCAUAUCCGCCAUAAACGUGGAGCGCUACUACUACAUCAUCCACCCCAUGCGCUACGAGGUCAAGAUGACGGUGGGCCUGGUGGUCUCGGUGCUGGUGGGCAUCUGGGUCAAAGCCUUAGCCAUGUCGGCUUUGCCCGUGCUGGCAUGGGCCUUGCAGGGGGGCAGGACUCCUUUCUUGGAUGGUGGGGGAGUUGGUGUCGGUGGAGGUGGUGGCGGGGUCCCCUCACCGCCCUCGCAGGGGCACAGGCGCUGCUCGCUGCACUGGACCGGGGGGGGGUCAAACCGUGUUGCUUUCAUGGUCCUCUUCACCUUGGUCUACUUCCUGUGCCCAUUGCUGGUCAUCCUGGUGGUGUACUGCAACAUGUUCAAGGUAGCGAGGGUGGCGGCCAUGCACCACGGGCCGCUGCCCACCUGGAUGGAUACGCCUCGGCGCCAGCGCUCUGAAUCACUCAGCAGCCGUUCCACCAUGGUGACCAGCUCUGGAACAGGGACAGGGGAGGGUAGGGGAACCCCUCAGAGGCCCUUUGGGGGGGGUAAGGCAGCGGCGGUGCUGGCAGCAGUAGGAGGGCAGUUCUUAUGCUGCUGGCUGCCUUACUUCACCUUCCACAUGUACUCAGCCCUAGCCUCCAGCCCCCCAGCCACCCUGGCCCCUCUGGAAGAGGUGGUCACCUGGAUUGGCUACUUCUGCUUCACAUCCAACCCCUUCUUCUAUGGUUGUCUGAAUCGUCAGAUCCGAGAGGAGCUGGGCAAACACUUGCCUUGCCUGUUCCGAAGAGCCAGGGGAGAAGAAGAGGACCGCUUGCCCAGCCGUGAAGGCUCCAUAGAGGAGAACUUUCUGCAGUUUCUCCAGGGGACUGGAUGUAACCUAGAACUACCAGACUCCCACAGCACCUCCAGCCCGAAGGGGGAGGCAUGCCGGGCCCUGACCCAGUCCCACCCCCCACAACCCCCCCAGCCCAUCCCCAUAGACUUCCGUAUUCCAGGACAAAUAGCAGAGGAAACCUCAGACUUUCUUGAACAUCACCACAUAAAAAAUAACCAUAUCAUAACAGAUAGCUAAUUUUUAAUAGAUUUAAUUAUGUUUGUUGUGAAAACAGCCUCCGAUUCAAAGGUUUGAUUUGUAUGUUUUGUCUUUUGGAUAAUUAAAAUAUAUUGUUUUCCAGGUGUUCUUUUAGUAAGAAUGUUUGUAUUUAUCUUGACUUACAAAGUUGUGCAAGAGGCAAUUCUUGAAUUUGAUUGUCAUCAUUUUUGUUGUACUGAACAUUGUUCUUUAACUCAUCCAACGAUAUCGUAGUGCAAUGCAAUUCAUUCUCUUUGAUUACCUACUUCAACUCUCCUGCAAACACGCUGCCAGUAUGAAGAAGUACAAUAUUGUACUGUACUAUUGGAGAACCAGCCUUCAAUAAACUGUUACUGUCAGUUUAAAGAAGUACAAUAUUGUACUGUACUAUUGGAGAACCAGCCUUCAAUAAACUGUUACUCUGUAAGUAAACAUAACUGACCGGCCAAUUAAUGAGGCAAUGUUGUUCAUCAUAUUCGUUGAGUUUCUUACAUGUUACUUGAUGUUUAUUUCUUCAUAAUAAAUAGUCAUGAACCAAAUGUUUUCUAUUAAACCCUGAGAGGGGAAAUACCUCGCUAAAGACAUUUCUAAUUAAAUUAUUUCAGUAAGCUCCCUUGUCAGCUGAUUUGUACGUUGCAUCAAAUGCUACAUUAAUUUGUGUGAUUUCCAGCAAUUGGGCACUUUUCCUCUUGUUUGUCCAGAUAGACAAUACAUCAAUAUGUUUUUUAUACAUUUUUGAGAACUACAAUACUGUAUAUUUUGACAGAGCUCCACUGAUAGGACCUAAUAAGAACAAGAGGGAAUUAUCUGUGACAAAAAAGACAUUGGCAUUGACCAGCCCCAUUGUUUACAGGUAGCUCUUGUAGUAGGCCUUUUCCUUAACACAUCCUGUUUCCAUUCAGGAGACAAGUUAAUUGUAUCAACAUUUAGGUUGGUUGUCUUUUAAUUCUUCCCAGGGAGUUUUAGGCCUAAUGUAAGUACAUACAGAAUUACUUGUGUCAGUUGACCUACAAAUACGUUCAGUUUAGAUGGAGGAGCCCAGCACUUGAGUAGACUUUUAUUGCUGUAUGUGUUAUGUUUAUUAAAGAGAUUCACUUUAACUUGUCAUUGCUUUAUCACUAUAUUAUUUGUUACACAUUGAUUAUAGCAUAUUCUUUAACAGUUUAAUUCAUAAUCUAAGAAUUAGCCCUACAUUCCAAUAGUUCACUGUACCAUGUUGGUCUCUUCAAUGUGCCGACAAGUUGUUCUAGCUCUCCAUGUACCCUGCUCCAUGGAUAAACAUACAUUAUGCUCAAUAUUAUUCCCUCUCCUUCAACCUUGUCUGUUUUCUAAGCAGUAAUGACUUUCUACUUCAGGUCAAUCCACAACUGACACUGAAUUGUGUGUUCUGUAAUAAAUAAAAAAAUCCAAACAAUAUUAAAUGACUCUUACCAUUGAUGGGACAAGUCCAGGUGGGACAAGAACUGGAUGAAUUAAAAUAUAUGGUUCCUUGUGCCUUCCUGAAACAAGCUUAUAAACUAUGUUGUAGGCUUUGGGGUGUGGCUUGUCACAAACCCUACAGCCUCUGAUAAGUUGCACAGAAACUUAAGAUUUAAAUGUGAUGCUGAUGUUAGGCAAU